AUGGGUGGGGAGCCUAUGGUGCGGGGGUCAUUAACGAGGCCAUGGGUGGGGAACCUGCGGUGUGGGGUCAUUAACGAGGCCAUGGGUGGGGAACCUAUGCGGAUUCACACAGGAGAGAAGCCGUACCACUGCAAUCUGUGUGAGAAAACAUUUUCACAAUUAUCAUCUCUAAAUUCACAUCAACGCAUUCACACAGGAGAAAAGCCUUAUGACUGCAAAGUCUGUGGCAAGAAGUUUUCACAAUCAGGAAGUCUAUCCGAACAUCAGCGCAUUCACACAGGACAGAAGCCCUAUGCCUGCAAACUCUGUGGCAAGACGUUUUGUCAGGCAAGGGGGCUAAGAAAACACCAGGUCAUCCACACAGGACAGAGACCUUACAAAUGUGAACUCUGUGGCAAAACGUUUUCAUGGACAAGACAGCUAAUUAUACAUCAGCGGAUUCACACAGGAGAGAAGCCCUACCAUUGCAAUCUAUGUGACAAAACGUUUACACGAUCAUGUCAGCUAAAAUCACACCAGCGAAUUCACACAGGGCAGAAGCCCUACAAUUGUGAAGUCUGUGGCAAGAAGUUUUCACACUCACACAAUCUAAAAUCACAUCAGCACAUUCACACAGGACAUAAGCCCUACCACUGCAACCUGUGUGACCAAACAUUUUCAAGUUCAGGUAGUCUAAGGACACAUCAGCGUAUUAUUCACUUAGGAGAAAAGCCCUUCUCCUGUGAAUUCUGUGACAAAAAGUUCGCAACUGGAUCUAAUCUAAAGGUACAUCAGCGCAUUCACACAGGAGAGAAGCCCUACCUUUGCAACCUGUGUGAGAAAACAUUUGCACAGUCAUCACAACUAAAAUCACACCUGCCCGUUCACACCGGACAGAAGUCUUACCCCUGCAACCUGUGUGGCAAAAAGUUUACAUGUGCAGGCAGUGUGGCCACACAUCAGCUCAUCCACACUGGAGAAAAGCGCCAUGAAUGUGAACUCUGUGGCAAACGAUUCUCACAGGCAAUCCAUCUGAGGAGUCAUCAACUCACUCACACUGGAGAUAAGCCGUACCACUGUGAACUGUGUGACCAGUGCUUUACAUCGGCACAUAGUCUAAAGAUACAUCAGCGCACUCACACAGGUGAGAGGCCCUACUCCUGCGAUUCAUGUGGAAAGAAUUUUUCAGUUGCGUCAGCUCUUAAGUGUCAUCAGCGCAUUCAUACAGGCGAGAAACCCUACCAUUGUGUAGUAUGUGAACAAACCUUUACACAUGCUUCAAUUCUAAGGAACCAUCAGCGCAUUCAUACAGGCGAGAAACCCUACCACUGCAAAUUGUGUGAGAAAACGUUUUCCCAACUAUGUCAUCUACAUGUACAUCAGCGUGUUCACACGGGAGAAAGGCCGUACUCCUGCAACCUGUGUGAGAAACGUUUUUCACAGUCAAUUAGUUUGGAGAAUCAUAAGCGCAUUCACACUGGAGAGAAACCUUACCACUGCAAAUUAUGUGACCAAACGUUUAGACAGUCAUCAAGUCUAAAAUCACAUCAGCGUAUUAUUCACUUAGGAGAUAAGCCCUAUAACUGUGAUUUAUGUGGUAAGAACUUCUCAACUGGAUCUCAGCUAAAGGACCAUCAGCGCAUUCACACAGGCGAGAAGCCCUUUUCCUGUGAUGUAUGUGGUAAGAAGUUUUCACACAGGAAGUGUCUAAAGGAUCACCAGCGCAUUCAUACAGGAGAGAAACCCUACUCCUGCAAUGUGUGUGACAAAACAUUUACACAGUCAUCAACUCUAAAAUCACAUCAGCGUAUUCACACAGGCGAGAAGCCUUACACCUGCAAACUAUGUGAGAAAACGUUUGCACAGGCAUCUCAACUAAAGAGCCAUCAACUCGUACACACAGGACAGAAGCUGUACCCUUGCAACUUGUGUGAUAAAAGUUUUUUUGGAAUAGGAGGGCUAAAGAAACACAAGAAAAAACACACUUGA
Messenger RNA from Engraulis encrasicolus (European anchovy), 1968 nucleotides. RefSeq names its product zinc finger protein 658B-like. The transcript is spliced from 3 exons. Gene Ontology annotation, biological process: regulation of transcription by RNA polymerase II. NCBI's taxonomy places the organism in Eukaryota, Metazoa, Chordata, Actinopteri, Clupeiformes, Engraulidae. The record is from RefSeq and is a predicted model, not a curated record. The coding region runs from base 1 to 1968 and encodes 655 amino acids. Gene Ontology annotation, molecular function: DNA-binding transcription factor activity, RNA polymerase II-specific; RNA polymerase II cis-regulatory region sequence-specific DNA binding.